Pisolithus orientalis is the source of this 1221-nucleotide messenger RNA. RefSeq lists its product as uncharacterized. The transcript has 6 exons. The record is from RefSeq and is a predicted model, not a curated record. NCBI's taxonomy places the organism in Eukaryota, Fungi, Basidiomycota, Agaricomycetes, Boletales, Pisolithaceae. The coding region runs from base 1 to 1221 and encodes 406 amino acids.
AUGUCUGUGGCCCUUAAUAAGGAGAAUAAAGGGAGGCUUGCAAAGGUUCGCAACCAUCCCACUGCUUAUGACGCCUUCAACUCUGAUGCCAAGGAUGGAGGUCCCGAAGACUUCAACCUUGAUGAAGGGAUGGACAAUGCUGACUUGGAAGACCUGGACAGUGACGCCGAACAGCACAGGCGACUUACCCAUGUUCCUGGACCUCAAGCUGACAUUGCUGAGCUGCAAGCGGCUCUCAGUGUUGUGCAGCGAGCAUACACCGAAUGCCGCAAGGAACUGCACCAGACAAGGAAGGCUCUCUUCGAAGCCAAUAGCCAGCGUUCCAAGCGGUCCAGGAACGCUUCUAGCAAGCCAAACAGCCUCACGACUCGUAUUGAGCAAGAAGCAAAGAAAUACCUCCUACUGUACCAUUUUUUCAUUAUUCAAAGCCUUUUCCCAGCAGCUCCAAAUCCCAAUACUGAUCGACACGAUCCAGCAUGGUGGAAAUCACAGGAUGGGAAGCUCAAGGGCGCUCUGACUGAGCUUUAUGAGAUGAUUCCUGCAGAUUUACAUGAGUCAAUGGUAACCUACAAGCAAUUUGGCUCCAUGUUCAUACAAGCACACAGUCAGGAGAGAUCCAAUGUCCUCAAAGUCAUCAAGGACUGUGCUGGCACGUUAUUCGCUCCAUAUAACAUUUCACCGGAUCUCUUUACUGGAAAGCCCGCUUGUAAGAAGGACAACAAGGCAUGCCUGGAGCUCUUGAAGAAGGAUGGAGUCAGAGAGUACACCCGUUUUGCACCCAUCCUUUUUGCAGAUCCUAAGCAGAUGGUUACUGGAGGCUUCUUGAAGAGUCCCAUCCUAGUUAAGGUUAUCCGUGUCCUGAUGUUCGGAAAAUCGAUCCUCGCAGAAAACAAACAUGGAUGGCCCCCAGCCAGGGGACAGAAGAUGGGCGUGCUGAGCGUCACUGAGGGCCUGAUUGCUGGUGCCUGCAUCUUGGUCAACUACCGAUCAGAAUAUGAUUUCUACCUCGAGAAGCUUUUCAAAGCAUCUCCUUGGGCUGUCAGCGUGAUGAAUUUCUUCAACCAGGAAGUCUUCGGGAAGGGUUCUCAAUUGGCGAAUGUCAAAUCCGAGGUAUUUGCUAAUGUGGAGCAGCCGUGUACUUGGGAAGAUGAAUUUUUAGAUGAACUCGACAACAUUGACCCCACUGACAGUCACACCCCACCCUGUUUCCACACUGUAUGA